Messenger RNA from Ziziphus jujuba (common jujube), 1522 nucleotides. RefSeq names its product ubiquinol oxidase 2, mitochondrial. Gene Ontology annotation, cellular component: mitochondrion. Gene Ontology annotation, biological process: alternative respiration. Gene Ontology annotation, molecular function: alternative oxidase activity. The record is from RefSeq and is a predicted model, not a curated record. Lineage: Eukaryota; Viridiplantae; Streptophyta; Magnoliopsida; Rosales; Rhamnaceae. Bases 151 to 1251 code for a protein of 366 amino acids. The transcript has 4 exons.
AUCAACCAAACAACCCAAAAAAAAAAAAAAAAAAAAAAAGCUCCAAUCUUGACCUUUCUUUUCCUCCAAGUUUCUUGGUCUCCUUCUCUUUCAAUCUCCAUUAACCAUUUCUGAUCUGGUUUUCUUCGCUUUUUCUUCUUCAUCACGACGAUGAUGAUGAUGGUGGGUCGCAGUGGGGCCAGCAAGCAACUGGCCGUUUCCAUGCUGGGCAUGGCAGGCACACGCUUCUUCUCCACUGCAACCCCACAGGCCGCCAUCGCCGGCCUCCGCGGAUCGGCGUUGGUCUCAGAGAAGAAGGGUGGUUUUUCUCCGGUGGAUAUUCCGGCAUGGCCAAAGACCACAGCCGUUCACCACAUGCAGAGUGGCUAUUUGCAUGGCACCAGGAGUCGAAGCACUCUGGCACUAAACCAAGAAAAGGCAAAAGAGUCCGAAAAGCAGACCAAAACCGACUCGGACCACUCGGUCUCGGCCGAAGCCGGUAGGGACGAGAAGGGAAUCGUCAGCUACUGGGGCGUCCCACCUAGUAAAGUUGUUAAGGAAGAUGGUACAGAGUGGAAGUGGACCUGCUUUAGGCCAUGGGAGACUUACAAAUCUGACCUCUCCAUUGACCUGACUAAACACCACGUCCCAACAAAUUUCAUGGACAAAUUGGCUUAUUGGAGUGUCAAAAUCCUCCGAUGGCCUACCGAUUUAUUCUUUCAGAGAAGAUAUGGUUGCCGAGCAAUGAUGCUGGAAACAGUGGCAGCAGUACCAGGAAUGGUGGGAGGGAUGCUUCUCCACUGCAAAUCAUUGAGAAGGUUCGAACAAAGUGGAGGGUGGAUCAAAGCGCUUCUUGAAGAAGCAGAGAACGAGAGAAUGCACCUCAUGACUUUCAUGGAAGUGUCUAAACCCAGGUGGUAUGAGCGAGCUCUGGUUUUCACAGUCCAAGGGAUAUUCUUCAACGCCUACUUCUUGGGAUAUCUGAUUUCCCCAAAAUUCGCUCACAGAGUGGUGGGUUAUCUGGAAGAAGAAGCCAUUCAUUCUUACACUGAGUUUCUCAAGGAGUUGGAUAAAGGGAACAUCGAUAAUGUUCCUGCUCCGGCUAUAGCCAUUGAUUACUGGCAGCUUCCCAAGGAUUCUACAUUGAGAGAUGUUGUUAUGGUCGUCAGGGCUGAUGAGGCUCACCACCGCGAUGUCAACCACUUUGCAUCCGAUGUGCAUUAUCAGGGACGUGAGUUGAAGGAUUCACCUGCUCCAAUUGGUUAUCACUGAAGACUCUCAGAGAGAGAUCACUAUACGAGUUUUGGUUCUAAGCCUUUUGUUUAAUGAGGAAGUUAAGCAAUAAAGCUGACAAUUUCAAGAAUUAUAAAAUAUUAUAUGAUGAUGAUUAAAUACACGUAUUUUGAAGGUGGUAGUUUAAGUUUGUGUUUUCUUUGUACGAUCUGCUAUCAAACUUUUUUUUUUUUUUUUUUUUUGUGUAAAUAAAUAUUCAAGGAUUAUGUAACUUGUUUUGAUUAUCGAAUAUAUUGUUUCAUUUGUUUAA